UCGAAUUCAUGAUUAUACGCGUUGACUUUCACUGUAAUUAAUUUGAAUGCAAAGGUCGUUGCUACAGUAAGCUCUGUGCGCCUUUUGUGCUUUUCAUCGCACCCAAAUCUUCUGUAUGAUACUUUUUAUUUAGUUAAAAUACAUCAUCAAUUCGUUUUUGAAAUUUGUCGUUAUCGCCGUCGUUGUACGUGUUAGAUGUACAUAUCUCAGCGACAGCGGGCUAUAUUUACGUGCUGCUGACUCGAGCAUACGUCGAAUCUAAAAGUCACGUGUAAGUGACAAUACCACGGACGACGUUGAACAAGCCGAUUUUCGUAGUAUCCUCGCUUUUGUUUCUUUUUCAUUUUUCGUCCAUCGGAAAAAUGACGUUUGGAGACCGGAGGAAGAGUAUCGAUCGAAUUCACUUAAAUAGUAGACUUGAGGGAGAUCACUCCGACGAUGAAGCCCUUUUGAACGACAUUCAGCCACUGUCGUUACCGGAGAGUGAAGCUAAUUCUCAAAACGACGAGCCUCAGACGUUGGAUCCGGCACCGACUUCAGAGGGAGACGGCCAGCACCAAGGAGCCGGUCCAUCGCGACGAAGAAGUUCAAUCGACGAGGCCGACAACGUAUCGACUCUCACGCUGCGUAGAGGCUCCAAUCCCGAGAAUCUACUACCAACUGCCGGACGAUCCCAACCAGGAGAUGAGCCAGAAAGACGAGAGGAAGCGCCGCAGCCGAUUGACCGCCAACCGAGACAUCCGCAAGUUCGGUUUGACCCCCAGCAAGAUCAAGUAAAAAUAAUAAUGGACACACCACCACCACAACCGCAAAGUAGUGAGAGUCCACAACAAAGGAAGUCGGAGCCAGACGCCGAGAAACUCGGCACUGUGAUGAUUCUAGGCCUGGCAUGCGCCGCCAUACUUUUUCUUAUGGUUGUUGGUAUAAUUUAUUGUGUACGAGAUCCUGGCCGAACGUGACUACGACCUUUCACGAGAUUUUACGACGACGACUGUAUGGCCGUGGCAAUAGAAAUACAUUUUUUCUU
This is a messenger RNA of Trichogramma pretiosum, 1027 nucleotides long. RefSeq lists its product as uncharacterized. The coding region runs from base 363 to 959 and encodes 198 amino acids. The record is from RefSeq and is a predicted model, not a curated record. NCBI's taxonomy places the organism in Eukaryota, Metazoa, Arthropoda, Insecta, Hymenoptera, Trichogrammatidae. The transcript has 2 exons.